This is a messenger RNA of Emys orbicularis (European pond turtle), 870 nucleotides long. RefSeq names its product TNF receptor superfamily member 4 (gene TNFRSF4). Gene Ontology annotation, molecular function: protein binding; tumor necrosis factor receptor activity. Bases 1 to 870 code for a protein of 289 amino acids. The record is from RefSeq and is a predicted model, not a curated record. Gene Ontology annotation, biological process: inflammatory response. The transcript is spliced from 7 exons. Lineage: Eukaryota; Metazoa; Chordata; Testudines; Emydidae.
AUGGCUGGGCGAGUAUUAGCCAAAUUUGUCGUCUCUUCUUUUACUGCUGUUUUGUUCUUCCUGUUGCUCUCUGCUAUGCAGUGUUCAGGACUGAUUUGUGGACAAUUUGAAUAUCCCUUACAUAAAAGAUGCUGCAAAGAGUGUGCUCCUGGUGAGGGAAUGAGAAACCGCUGCUCGCCAUCAUCAGGAACCGAGUGCGUCCCCUGCCAAGAUGGAUACUAUAACUCAAAGCAUAAUUACUAUUCGUGCAAAAGCUGCACCAUCUGUGACACAGAUAGGGGAAGCAUUGAGGUGAAGAAGUGCGAUAAGAUCACAGAUACAGUUUGCGUGUGCAUGAAGGGUUACACUCCAUACGACAGCGGAUCGUCAGAGGAAUCUCCAUCAGGAAACGAAUGCUUCCCUUGUCCUGAUGGGCAUUUUUCCAAUGGAAACAAUGACAGAUGUUGGCCCUGGACCAACUGCACCGCUUAUGGUAAAAAGACUCUGAGAGCUGGGACAAAAAUAGAAGAUGCCAUCUGUGAUGACCAGGACAAACAGGCCACCACACUCCAAACAUCCACCUCAUACCUCUCUAUCAUCAGCCGCAGAAGCAAUGGAUCUACUACAGCACCCACCCCCUUCACGUCCAAAGACACCCUUUCCACCACUCCCGUUAUAAAGGAGACUAACUGGGGGUCUUUAUCGCUCAUUUUGAUUUGCUUAACGUUGCUCAUGGUAUCUGGAAUGUCCAUCCUCCUCUUGAUUAUCCAGACGACCAAAAAGGAGAAGCCAAAGAGGCCUCCUGUGAAUGGACAACUUGAUGGAAGGAGCUUUCGAAUUCCUAUCCAGGAAGAGCAAAUCGACUCCAAUUCCAGCCUCAUCAAAAACUGA